Saccoglossus kowalevskii is the source of this 2234-nucleotide messenger RNA. Its product is annotated as 28S rRNA (cytosine-C(5))-methyltransferase-like. Gene Ontology annotation, biological process: rRNA base methylation. Gene Ontology annotation, molecular function: RNA methyltransferase activity. The record is from RefSeq and is a predicted model, not a curated record. Lineage: Eukaryota; Metazoa; Hemichordata; Enteropneusta; Harrimaniidae. Gene Ontology annotation, cellular component: nucleolus.
UUUUGCGUGGUCUCGUUGUUUCACGCGAUAAAUCGCGUUAUCAAAUUAUCCAUGCGUUCGAUGAUGGGUUUUCGUUUCUGUUGAUUUUUCGUGAAUUUAUCGUUUCUGCUAAUAUGUUGUAUACACAGGCAGCGAGAGUUAUUGAAUCAACUCAAGAACAGAAAGGUUCUUUGAAAUCACUUGUAUUCGCGAGUAAGGCAAAGAAUCAAAAGCAGUUGUAUGCACUCGUUUGCGAAACUCUCAAAUUCAGGGACAUCAUCAACACCAUUGUCAAGGAAACAGCACUUUUUAAAAGAGAAAAAUUUCUGAAGAAAAAUCCUGUUCUAGCACAAGUUCUUGUUUACGAGUUUUUGUUUGGUAAAGGAAUACGAUGCAGCGGCAAGAUGAAGAACGUUAUUAUGUCACACAAAGCGGCGUUACAAGCAUCUCUGACCAGAAUUAAAAUUAAACAGCAAGUAUCAAAGAAUCAGGAUUUACUACCAAAAGAUGUCACACAACAAGAAUGGCAUUCUGGGUAUGAUUAUGAACAUCACGAUAUCAGGGAUGGUUAUCAAUGUGUCAGCUCCUUAAAAAAGAAGCAAUUCAUGAAAGAUCUUCAUUUCGAUGAUUUAUUAGUAUUUGCACCGAAUACAGAUCUCCAUGACAAUGUUUUAUACCAGCAAGGUGACAUUAUACUUCAAGAUAAGGCGAGUUGUAUUCCUGCACAUGUGUUAUGCCCUCCACUGGGAAGUCAUGUGAUUGACACAUGUGCAGCACCUGGCAACAAAACCAGUCAUCUAGCAAGUAUUAUAAAUAACACUGGAAAAAUAUAUGCCUUUGACUUAGACACUAAAAGGAUAGGCACAAUGGGGAAUCUGACCGCUAAAGCUGGUGUGAUGAACACACAACUUUUUAACCAGGACUUCCUGAAAACCAAUCCAACAGACAACAAAUUUCAGAAAGUUGAAUAUAUUUUAGUGGAUCCAAGUUGUACAGGAUCAGGUAUAGUGAACCGCAAUGAUCACCUGAUGGGAGCACAAGGCAUUACGAAGGCAAGGUUACGGUCAUUGUCAAGUUUUCAGGUCAUGAUUUUGAAACAUGCCAUGGAAUUUCCAAAUCUGAAAAGAGUGGUCUACUCCACAUGUUCUGUACAUAGGGAAGAAAAUGAAGACGUUGUCGCAGAAGUUUUAAAAUGUAAUAAAAAUUUCGCUCUGAAGACCGUUAUGCCAAGUUGGACUCAUCGCGGUUUAGAAGGAACUGAUGUAGGAAAACAUUGUAUCAGAGCUUCUGCUAAUGUUGAUUUCACAAAUGGGUUCUUUGUGGCUUUAUUUGAGAGAACAGAGAUGAAAUUUGAAAAACAGGCUGCAUUUGAUGACAGGCGAGGUGAUACUUCUGAGAAAUUUGCACAUGAUGGUAAUGGAGAUGACACACCUCAAAAAGGAUGUAGAUACGAAGAGGAUAAUUUGUCAACUACACGAACCAAGCCUGAUGUGACGGCAAGUGUUCAGAGAACUGUUGGUGUCAAAAGGGCAUCUGAUAGUGUAGGAAAGAAGAAAAAGAAAAAAAGAAAGAAACAAUUUAAACCAGUGACUGCAAAAUGAUGCACUAUGAUGAUGCUAAAUUAUUUUACAAAUUAAAACCAAAUUAAAGUCGCCAAUUUUAGUUGCAACCGUUUGUGAUUGGUUUCAAUGUAUAAAGGUACAAGAAUAUCUGAGAAUUCAUUGAUAGAUUGUAGUAUCACAAAUAUUACUUGUGAAAUUAUGAUGCGCUUUUGUUCAUGAAACCCUUUCACUGCCAUCAAAUCUUGUAACCUUUCACACAGCAGUCCUGUUCCAAGUCAGCCAUUUUCAUACAAUGUUUUGCAGAAGUUAAAAAAAUUUAGACCCCAGAGAUCUCUAAUUUAGUAUACCAAGGUAAUGAUUAACAAUUAAAAAGUAGGAGAAAAACUUAGUAAUAAACAAUCAGUUUGUAUGUUGAAGUGCUAUGGUCAUUGCAAAGUAGAUCAUGAUACAAGCCUCCUUCUAUAUCAGAGACAACGGCACAAAAUUUUGCCUGAUGGGGCGAGAUCCGAAAUCUAGACCCUCUGAAAUGCUAUUUCCUGCAUUUUGGGGGGCAAAUUUUGCGGACACAAAGGGUGGCUUGAUUGGAGGGGGGCCAACAUUUUUCAAGUAAAUUUGAAGGGAAUUAAUCUGUUGAAUGAUUUUAAUCGAUUUAUACUCAAAUUACCAUGCAAAUUAUUUUAAUUAUUAAAACAA